AGAUAAGGUGCAGGGUGUUUGUAUAACAAACAUUUAUCUUUGUGGCCUGCCUUGCUAUGAAAUAAGAGACGUUUAACCUCAUUCUUGCUAGCUGGGAGUACACGCUGUGUUAAACAGGGAUUUCUCUCCUCACCGAGACACGGAAGACAGCUAAAGUGACAUCAGUGCAACUGAAUAUUGAUAUUGUUAAGGGUGUUUUGUACACUUUAUUCUGCUGGAGACGAUGACUGCGGUGUCUAUCUCUGUACGGAGACAGGCACCUCCCCCGCCUCUACGGAAACAUGGAGACACCCCCAUACUGCAGCUGAAUGAAAUGCCUCAGCUGGUUCAAGCCUGUUUCCAUGGAGACGCAGACGAGGUGAGAGCUCUUCUGUAUAAGAAGGAAGAUGUCAACUACCAGGACUCAGAAAAAAGGAGCCCCCUGCAUGCUGCGGCAUAUUGUGGAGAGGCGGAGAUUUGUGACCUUCUUAUUCUCAGCGGGGCCCGAGUGAACACCAAGGACAACCGCUGGUUGACACCACUUCACAGAGCUUGCUGCUCCAGGAGUGAUGAUGCAGUGGAAACCUUGUUACGCCAUCAAGCCGACGUCAACGCCAGAGACAAGAACUGGCAGACACCCCUCCAUGUUGCUGCAGCCAACAACGCUGUGAAAUGUGCCGAGUACAUCAUUCCAUUGUUGAACAAUGUCAAUGUUUCUGACAGAGCAGGGAGAACUGCACUGCACCAUGCUGCUUUUAAUGGACAUGUUGAGAUGACACAGUUGCUGCUGGAGAAGGGAGCAUCCAUUAAUGCAUUUGAUAAGAAGGACCGGCGCGCUCUGCACUGGGCAGCGUACAUGGGGCACGUGGAAGUGGUUCGUAUCCUCAUCCAGCACGGAGCAGAGCUGAACUGUAGAGAUAAACAGAUGUACACCCCCCUCCAUGCUGCUUGCUGCAGUGGUCAGAUCAGCGUCAUUAAACUCCUUCUGGAGCUCAGUGUGGAAGUGGACGCAGUCAAUUCCUUUGGCAACACGCCAAUCCAUGUGUCCUGUCUGAAUGGUCAAGAUGUGGCGGUCAACGAGCUGAUCAUGUACGGGGCCUCGCUGAACUCUGUCAACAACAAGGGACAGACACCGUUGCACUUUGCUGCUGCCUCAACACACGGCGCCAUGUGUCUGGAGAUACUGGUAAACGAGGGCGCGAACAUGAACGUGCAGGCCAGAGAUGGGAAGACUCCUCUCCACAUGACAGCUCUCCACGGGAGGUUUGCCAGAGCACAGACUCUGAUACAGCAUGGAGCCAUAGUAGAUGCUGUGGACAAGUCAGGUAACUCGGCACUUCACAUUGCCGCCAGAUACGGCCACGAGCUGCUGAUAACUACGUUACUGGCACACGGAGCUAGCCCACUGAAAGUUGUGGAGCACUUGUUGAGGAGUGGUGCCAAGGCUAACAUCACUGAUGCUGAUGGUUACACCGCUGUGCAUUAUGCUGCAGUGAACGGAAACAAACUGGCACUGGAGAUGCUAUUGGAUGCCACUGCCUCGGAAUCUUUGAACAGAACAGCCACCCUGCCUCCCAACACACCAUUGCAUUUAGCUGCUUUUAAUGGUCAUGAUGAGGCUUUAGCAGUUUUGGUCAAUAACUUCAUGAACUUGGAUGUCAAGGAGAAAAAAGGUCGCACUCCCCUUGACCUUGCUGCCUUCAAAGGUCAUGCCGAAUGCUGCGAGAUUCUGAUUUUACAAGGUGCCAACAUCAUGGUCCAGGAUGAUGAGAGCAAGAGAACCCCAGUCCAUGCUGCUGCUUACAAUGGUCACACUGAGUGUUUGAGAACUCUACUCCAGAAUGCAGAUCACAAGGAGAUAGUGGACUGCACAGAUGAACAAGAAAGGACCCCACUGAUGGUAGCUGUAUCUAAUGGUCACGUAGACUGUGUUCUUCUACUGCUCAGUCAGGGUGCUAACAUCCACAGCACAGAUAUCUUUGGGAGGACAGCUCUACACAGAGGGGCAGCAUCAGGUCACGAGGAAUGUGCAGACGCUCUGUUACAUCAUGGUGCCGAGGUAAACAGUCGGGACUGUCAUGGACGCACACCACUCCACCUAGCAGCAGCGUGUGGUCACGUGGGAAUGCUGGGAGCUCUGAUGGAGUCUGGCUCCCCUCCUGAGAAUCUACUGGAUAAUAAAGGCUACAGUCCACUGCAUUGGGCCUGCUAUAAUGGUCAUGACAGUUGUGUAGAACUGCUAAUGGAGCUGAAACAACUGAAAGAAUUCAACGGCAACCAGUAUACACCUCUACACUGUGCUGCAGGUAAUGGUCAUGACACCUGUACAGAGCUGUUACUGGAGACACUGGGAGAAGCCAUCAUUGGCAAACAAGAUGGCAAAGGAAGGACUGCGCUACAUGCGGGUGCCUUUGGCGACCAUUGCGACUGCGUACAGAUGUUAUUGGCUGCGGGCAGCGAUAUUAACAAAAUGGACGCCCUGGGUCGGACACCCCUCAUGUUUGCUGCCAUGAAUGGCCAGAGCUCUGUAGUUGAGAUGCUGCUUCAUAACCGAGCUGAUGUUACUUUGGUAGAUGAUGAUAAAAACACUGCCCUCCACCAUGCCUGUAUACAUCGCCAUACACCAGAUGCCCUGCUAAUUCUGGAAAAGUUAGAUGAUUCUGACGACGUCCUCAACUUUGCCAAUAAUGAACAGAAAACAUGUCUCCACAUAGCUGGCCGCCAUGGUAUGGUGCCGGUGGUACAGACGCUGAUCAGUAAAGGGGCCAGCGUGCUUGCUGUGGAUGAGAACGGCUACACCCCAGCCCUGUCUUGUGCACCAAAUCCACAAGUAGCAGACUGUCUGGCCAUCAUCUUGGCGCAGAUGUUACCUUUCACCCCGGGGACCACCAUGAGGUCAGGACGUCUGGACAUUACCAGCUCUCCAGGUGGCUCGAGGAAUCUGGACACCAGUGACCAGGGCUCAGUUGGCCGUAAUCUGCAGGACACACGGGAACUCUCCGGGUCUGUACAGAGCUCUGACUCCGAGUUUUAUUAAUGAGGUGGACAAAGGUGACCAUAGAUGGACAUUGGUGACCACUGAUGGACAAAGGUGACCACACAUGGACAUUGAUCAGUAUAGAUGACCGCAGGUGGCCGAAGGACAUCGGUGACCACAAGUGACCAUUGGUGGAAGAGUAUGACCACUUUAUAGAAGCUGAAGAAUUCCAUACAUGCUUGCACCAGACUUUGACAAGAAAGUUUUUAAUGAGAUGAACAUAUAAUAUAAACACUAAUGAUUUGUACAUUUUAAGUCAGCAUAGAGGACUCCAAGUCAGUGAAUUGCUGAGGUGUAAAUUUUAUAUAUAAAUGAGAUGAACAGGGCUCUUUAUAAUAUCAGAUGUUAAGGUGUUGUUAACUGAAGGUCAACUUGAUAUGCUAAGACAAGGAUUGUGAAAUUGUAGAAGUCUAUUAAAAUGAAUUCCCAUCAAUGAGAAUGAAUUUUCAGUGACUCUGACUGUAAUGCCGAGAGUAAACCAUAACCUCUUGCUGUUGAAUCGACUGUUUGGUGGAGAAUGUUGUGUCUGAUUACAUAUCAAAGUAAUAUGUGUUUGAGAGCAGAGAUUUGUUGCAAGCUAUCAGAGUGUAAUUAAUGACCUGUGAUUCUGGUCACAAUGAGAACAUUGGACAAAUAUAGGUAAUAAUUGUGAUAUUUAAGAUGUACAGUUUCAGAGCUUGGACCUUGAUAAGUCAUGGUGCAACUUUUCACCAACAUUCCUGAAACUUAAAGGUUAUUAGCAAAGCUUGGGUUUUACUAAUUUUAAAGCUGAGAUCAUUUUUCAGAGCUAAGAUGAUUGUUAUAACUUCCAUGUCAGUGACAGUAGAAUCAGUUAUUCAAAAUACUAGAGUUACAGAGGGGAGAAUAUAGUAAUUGCAGUCUAAAUGCCAACUUUUCUCUGUUUGUAAAGAGUAUGUGAUACCGAUAGAUAUGGAAUUGAGCAUCUUAGUGUAUUUUAACUCCAGAUUUUAAUUUAAAGUAUCUGUGUGUGGAAGCCUGGAGUAUGCAGCACUGCAGUAGACAAGAGUGUGACUUAUUUUAGUCUGUGUAUAGUGAGUCCGAGACUCUUCCAGACUAAAACUAUUAGCACUAGUAGGGACAAGUAGGGAUAUUAUAUUAUAUUGAAUUAUACAGCAACUAAUUGUCACAAAUUGUAGCAUAAUAUACUAUUAUUAACCAAUUUCCUUCACUUUAGACACAUUAAUAUACAGUAUAUAUAGUUUUAAUUGUCACAUAAAGCAUAAGCAAGCAGUGCAUUUUUGCAUAGUGGCUUACUAUUGAUGGGUUUUAGUUUUAAACACACAGUAUGAGGAAAUAUGAUUUAAUGUUAAUCGUGUUGAAAAGUUAAUAGUUUCUAAAGAGACAGCAUGCUUUCCUACCGAGGAAGCAUGACGUCACAAAGGUCACAUGAUCUCAGAGAUCACAUGACUGACACAUGGGUGAGUUCUGGAUGCUAGGACAUCACAUCUCAUUAGAUAUUGUUUAUUUUUCAACAAUGGUCUAUGUGUAAAAACCAUUCCAGCCACGAAAAAAGGCAUUUUAUGUGCAUGUCCACAGAGAAAAACCUUUGUAUCAAAGUUUAAUGUUAUUCAGUGUAUUUGGUCAUAGUUGGAGAACUGAAAUGUGAGAUUAAGGCCUUAUCCACAUAUUUAGAUGGCCUGUACAUUACCUGAACCUUUUUUCUCCUAAUUUUAAAGAUGUACUCACUGAUCUGUGUGCACUUGUUGAAUAAACGUAAGAACAGUAUGAUUCCAA
Molecule: messenger RNA, 4771 nt
Organism: Lingula anatina
Lineage: Eukaryota; Metazoa; Brachiopoda; Lingulata; Lingulida; Lingulidae
Product: serine/threonine-protein phosphatase 6 regulatory ankyrin repeat subunit C-like
Molecular function (GO): protein binding
Source: RefSeq, a predicted model, not a curated record